AUGAAUAAAUACUUUACUGAGAAUGAAUAUAUAGAGUAAAGAUGUACAGCUUAUAUAAAUCACUUCAAUGUCCAUUUCAAGCUGAUAUUUUUAUUAACUGCAACUCUUUUAUGCUUUGAGUGCUAUUGUGGUAAAAAAGCAGAAAAUUAGCUUCUGGUUGGCUCAAUUACAUUCGGAUUUCUCUAUGCAUGGAAUUAAUUUGUGAAAAGAUAGCCAAUAAAAGCCAGUGAAUUCGAAUCAUUUGUUUGGUAGCCAUCUUCAAUUGUUUAAGUAUUUAUGGUAACUAGAGAAAUAAAUGAAAAUAUUGGAAUCUUUCAUCCUGCUCUCAUAUCAUAGUCAACUUUCACAAUAAUUGGUUUAAUUAAUUCUCCUUAAGAUUGGUUUCCUAAAACUAUAAGCUUUUUCUUUUCCUUAGCGAUCUAAUCUUUCCUCUAUUUAUAUUUUUACGGGUAAAAUGGAGUAAAUGUACCACUUUUAGAAGUUCCAAUAUACAUACUGUUUACAAGCCUAAUCAUGGGAGUUGUGUUAAGAAGAUCAGAAAUAUUUCACAGGGAGGAACUAAAUAGAAAGAAAGCAGAGGUUUACUAGAGAGAUAAAUUCGUUAAUGUACUACAACUGAUUCAAGAUGGAGUUCUCAUCAUCAAAAGUGAUUAAGAUGAUACUUCUAUUGUCUUUCAAAAUGAAUCCUUUCUAAAUAAGAUAAAAGAUUACAAUCAAAAGUUACUUGCUAUAUAGGACCCAAAGAGAUCAGCAAGCCUUAACAAAAUUAACUCUCAAGAUAAAUAGAUAGCAUAGAAUCAUAUGAUAGAUCAUUUUGUUGAUAAGUUCUAAGAAUUAGAUGAUAAGAUUCUUUCACACAUAAAGUAUAAUAGACUAGACUAAAUCUUUAAAGGACUUAUUUUUAGACAUGAAUUUACUUCCAAUGAAAAUGUAAGAUAUACAUUCAGCCAGUUUUUGGAGAUAAUCAGAACUAAUAAGGAUGAUAAGGAGCUUAAAGAGUACUACUUCAAAGUGGAACCAAUAAAUAUUUCUCUCCAUAUCAAUGUUAAUAAUCUCAUUCAAGAAAGCUAAAUUCUAAUCGUUUUCAAAGAGGUAUCUACGUACAAAAAGCUAUAGAAAACUAAGCACAGAGAAAAAUUUACAAAUAUCUUCAUAAAUUCUACUGCUCAUAACAUUUUCACUCCGAUAAAUGGGCUUAUAGGAAUACUUUAGCUCAUAUAGCAAGAAUGCUAACGUUUUCCUACUGCAGGGAAGUAUAUUCUUUUAAUGAGAACUUGUAUAUUUAAUCUCUACUAUACAACUCAAAAUAUCUUAGAACAUUCUAAAAUAAGACUAAAGCAAUUUACUCCAGAUCUAAAACCUGAAUAUUUAAAGUCAAUUAUAAAUGACUUAGUUAAUUUAUUUCACUAAGACGCCCUGUAAAAAUAGAUUAAGAUUUAAUUGGAUCUUCAGAUAGAUGAUGGUUAUUAUAUGAUAGAUUAAUAGAGAUUAUGCUUAGUAUUAUUCAAUUUGAUUAGCAAUUCUAUUAAAUUUACAGACUUUGGAAAUAUAAUUGUUACUUGCUAGAUCUUAUCUAAGUUUGAACUAUUCAAUAAAUUUUAGAGACUAUUUACGGAGAAUCAGUAAUUAUUUAGCCAUUUAAAAAAUGCAAGAUUCAAUCAAGAGAUUCUUAUGAGUGAAGAUGAGGCAUUUUAUUACAUUAGUAUUGAAGAUUCAGGUUAGGGAAUGUAAAAUUACAAUUAAGAGGAAUUGUUUAACCUUUUUCAAAAACUUAAAAUCUCAUCAGAUAACAUCAAUUAGUAAGGACUAGGAUUAGGACUUUCAGUCUCAAGUUAAAUAUGUUUAGCGUUGGGAGGGAAACUAUAAUUAGAAUAGACAAAGAGAGGUCUUGGAUCUAGAUUCUCGUUUUACCUGCCUCUAAAAGAAUAGUAAUAAAUAACUGAAUCUGAGUAACUGGAAAUACUUAUGAGCAAUGAUGAUGAGUUUUAAAAUGAAUUCGAAAUUACUGAUACUAAUAGAUCAUAGGGGAGUGCAGUAACUAAAAGGGAUUACAUAUAAGUUUUAAAUGAAACAGCAUCUAAAAAUCUCAAUUUCAAUGUAAUACUUUCACCUAGGUUAUUGUCGGAUAGAAUAGUUGAAACUGGCUAAAUAAAUUAUGAUACUGAAAGGAUUAGUGAAGAGCAAAAGAGGAAUAAUCCAACUUACCCUUAAAUAUUGAUAGUUGAUGAUACAGUGUUUAAUGUAGAAAUUCUCUCAAUAAUACUAAAAGACAUGUUUAAGCUCGAAUCAGAUAAGGCAUUUUGUGGAAAUCAAGCUAUAAAAAUGAUUUAGGAAAGAGCUGAAUUACAAGAUAUGGAUAAUAGAGUGUAGAUGUAUAAAUUUAUAUUGAUGGAUAUAAAUAUGCCUGGAAUGGAUGGAGUUCAAGCUACAAAGACUAUUAGGGAGUAAUUUUCAUACUAUUUUUAAGAUAAUUUGUAAAAAAUAUAUGCCUACACUGCUAUACCUGAGAAUUAAUUAGGAAAUCUACAGCAAUGUGGAUUUAAUGGUUAUUUACCAAAACCUUUGUCUUAUUUGCUUUUGGAGGAAGUAUUGAGAGAUAUUUAGAUUUUGAAGUGA
Messenger RNA from Stylonychia lemnae, 2616 nucleotides. Lineage: Eukaryota; Ciliophora; Spirotrichea; Sporadotrichida; Oxytrichidae. The record is from the annotation of a GenBank genome assembly.